Molecule: messenger RNA, 526 nt
Organism: Paramecium octaurelia
Lineage: Eukaryota; Ciliophora; Oligohymenophorea; Peniculida; Parameciidae
Source: the annotation of a GenBank genome assembly
AUAAUGCCUCAUGUAUUAGAAGAUUUAAGGAGAGUUUUUCCAAAAAAGUCUUUACUACUCCAGACCUAUAUGUUAGGUUGUUUCUACCUGAUUCAUUAACAAUUGAAUUGCGAUGAGAAGAAGAAAGAGAAACAGACAAUGCCAAUAUGGAGAUCAAAAUUGAUUGAAAAUCAGCAUUAGCGACAUUUGAAAUAAUUUUAAUUGAAAAUCUUAAUUGAUUAGCAAUUACCACUCAAACCUCAACACAAAUCGUCAUAUGGCUUGAUGGAAUUUAGUAAUAGAUGGUCAUUUAUAUUUUAGGAACACCAUAAUUUGUUGGGUUUCCAAACUUGGAGUAGCCAAAUUCAACAUCACAAGUGGUAUUAUUUGAGUAAUUCUUUAGCAUUCUUUAUAAAUUGACUCAAAACAAAUUCAGAAUUUCAGUUUGGAUGACUUAUCAACUAUAGAAAGUGAAUUUGUCCCAGAUUUGAAGACUGAUUUACAAAUACAGAAAUCUGUGGACAUGACAUAAAGUUGUAUUUUUUGA